Molecule: messenger RNA, 3639 nt
Organism: Maylandia zebra (zebra mbuna)
Lineage: Eukaryota; Metazoa; Chordata; Actinopteri; Cichliformes; Cichlidae
Gene: s1pr1
Product: sphingosine-1-phosphate receptor 1
Biological process (GO): G protein-coupled receptor signaling pathway
Cellular component (GO): membrane
Molecular function (GO): sphingosine-1-phosphate receptor activity
Source: RefSeq, a predicted model, not a curated record
UUGUGUUUGUGCGUCUCUGGUGUCUUUCACUCCGACGCGGGCUGUUUUCCUUGGGACUCUGACUGAAGAUGUAAAAAGAAAAAGGGGAAAAAGUGUCUGUGUUAUCAACCUUGUCUUCAAGCAAUAGAAACUUUGUUUAGCUGUUUUAGCUGAAAUUAAACCGAAGCGGAUCGUCGUGAAGUCGUUUUGCGUUCAUUUGGUGUGAAGAGGAGAACUCCGCGUUCAUCUGAACUCAGGGCCAUGUCACCAUUCAGCUGGACUCUCUCUGCUGUUCUUCACAGUUACUACCAAACAUGAAGGACUGAAGUCUGAGGACACGGUGCCCCCUGCUGGACUAGUGCUGCAGAUGGAGGCCAUGGCUGAGCCCAGCUACUCUGAUCUGAUUGCCAAACACUACAAUUACACCGGCAAGUUCCGGAAGACGGAGCAGGACUCAGGUCUGAAGGCUGAUUCUGUGAUCUUCAUCAUUGUGUGCUGCUUCAUCAUCCUAGAGAACAUCCUGGUCCUGACUACAAUCUGGAGGACCAAGAAGUUCCACAAGCCCAUGUAUUACUUCAUUGGGAACCUCGCACUGUCUGAUCUUCUGGCUGGUGUCGUCUACACUGCCAACAUCCUACUGUCAGGUGCCAAUACCUACAAGUUGACACCCACCCAGUGGUUCUUCAGGGAAGGCAGCAUGUUUGUGGCGCUGGCGGCCUCUGUCUUCAGCCUACUUGCCAUUGCCAUUGAGCGCCACCUCACCAUGCUGAAGAUGAAGCUGCACAACAAUGGGAACACCUUCCGCGUCUUUCUACUCAUCAGCACUGUGUGGAUGAUCGCAGCCAUUCUAGGCGGUCUGCCGGUGAUGGGCUGGAACUGCAUCCAGAGUAUGACACAGUGCUCCACCGUGCUACCACUCUACCACAAAGCCUACAUCCUGUUCUGCACCACUGUCUUCAGUAUCAUUCUUAUGGCCAUUGUGGUGCUCUAUGCCAGGAUCUAUGCAUUGGUGCGCACUCGUAGCCGCAAACUGGUCUUCCGCAAAGUGUCCAAUGGUCGCAGCAAUGCCAGUGCAAACAGUAAGAGUUCAGAGAAGUCAAUGGCACUCCUGAAGACAGUCAUCAUCGUUCUCAGCUGCUUCAUUGCCUGCUGGGCACCACUCUUUAUCCUCCUGCUGCUAGAUGUGGCCUGUGAGACGCUAAGCUGCCCAAUCCUCUACAAGGCAGAGUGGUUCCUGGCACUUGCAGUCCUGAACUCUGCCAUGAACCCACUCAUCUACACGCUGACCAGCAACGAGAUGCGGCGUGCAUUCCUAAAGACACUGUUGUGCUGUACUGCCUUCAUUCGACCACGCACCAAGCUCACAGGACCAAUAAUGGGGGCGGAGUUUAGCCGCAGCAAGUCUGAUAACUCCUCUCAUCCCAACAAGGAGGAAGUGGAGUACUCACCGAGGGAGACAACCGUAGUGUCCUCGGGGAAUGUCACCUCAUCAUCUUAAACAUGCAGGACAAACAAGCAGAUGUACAGGGUCAGAUGAGGAGUACGUGUUUGUACACAAAAUACAUGUGAACUCUGCCAUGUAGCCAAGUCACGAAACCUCCAGCUGACCAGGACUCACAGACUUUCAAACUGAUUGGAAAGUAAAAGAGGUCCAGACACUGUUUGUAGUUCCAAACCGUCAUGUCGCAGCACCUACUGGAGAGUCAGUGGCUGUAACUCCCGUAGGCUGGGAUGGAUUGUGUUUCAUCUCAUCUGCUUAAUGUGGAUCAUUGUGGUCCUGCGUCAUUCAAGACCUGGUCAGAACAUAAAGUGCUUCUUCAGAUUUUAUACAGAUAUCCAAACAUGCUGAUACACAGCAUUUCUCUGCAAAAUACACUUUACCAGACAGUCAAAGCAUGAUAAAAUAGUGACUUAUUGAUGUGUUUUGAUGCAUCAAGGUUAAUUUUACUGAAUAACACUUACGACAUACAUAGAAAGUGAUCCACAUAGAGGAAUCAGACUUUAUACUCACCCUCUAAGAACAACUAGAACAUGUAGCACUUACUAUCAGAUGUUUAAAAUAUGAAAAUGAAUUAAAGAAAACUGUCCUCUAUCCCCUUUUACCUUCCCAUACAGGGACGCACUUAUGAAUGCAGAGCUCAGCUGCUUUAAACAACAGUUCAUUUUUCUUUAAUCGUCAUGAAUAAAUCUUUUACCAAUGCUUUAUUAUUGUUCUACAUAUGAAGUCUACUCUGCUCAAAAAGAAAAAUAAUAUUGAGGCAAACUUUACUUACCUAUUAAAAAAAUCACAUAAGUCAUGAUUAUAAAUAAAAUCAGUUUGUUAUUUAAACAAACUAUUUUUAACCCCAAUUUUCAAUUAAACUGUAAUUGUAUUUUCCUGUUAAUCAUAAGUAACUUGCCUUCCAUGUAUUUUAAAUUAAAUUUUAAAAACCUCAAUAAGGUGGAAAUGUUCAGAUAAAGGGUCAAAUAUAAUUCAUUUGUCAACUCUUUGUAUUUAUUUACUUUUUUUAAAAAAACAUUUUGAUCAUUUUUGAUCUUGUCAAAUUUUCUUUUCCCAAAAUGAUGCGAUUCUGUCAGAAUUUUGUUUCUAUUUUUAGAAUUUUGCUUAAUUUUAAUAUUGUUAUGGAAAUGAAAUGGUCUUAAAACCACAAUAGAGCCUUACCAAAAGUGGCUUGAAAAAUAAAUAACUAAAUAAACAAAUAAUCAAAUAAAGAAGUCAGAAGUCCAAAUUUGUUCAAUCUAUAAUAACAAUAAUAAGAAAUAAUAAAGACAAAGCACAGAAACGUUAAACGUUUUUUGUCUUGUUUUGUCUUGGUCAUCAUAAAAAAUGUUUCUUUAAACCAUCACCAAUAUUGUUAUUUAGACUAUUGAGUUUAUUGUAGUAUAAAACAAACAAAACAUUUGGAACGUUAAAUAUUUGACAAAAUAUUGAUAUAAAAAAUUAUAUUCAAAAUACUAGCCUCAUCUAAAACCCUUCAAUAAACACUAUCUAUUAAAAAAACCCAAAUAAGAUAAAAAACUAUUUUUUGUCCAAGAAGCAACUGAACUCUGAAUUCAUGAAUGUUUUUGAUGUGACAAGAAUUAACUGUGCAAAAGUUGUAGAAAAGUUUGGGUCAGAAUGUAUUUUCUGCUUUCCGUCAGUGUUCCCAUUGUUAUUAGUAGUGAUGUCAGUGUAUUUUAAUUAUUUUAAAGCUGAAAGGAAAAAAUGUAAUUUCCACAUUUCCUGUAAAUUUGUUAAUUUGGUAACUAUCUUCAAAAGAACAAAUAAUCUUAUUGAAAGCUAUGAGUAGGAUGCAAACUGGUCUCUGUGAUGAGACGAUUUUUGCAAUUUUAGGAUUUUUCUUUUAAAUUUGCUGCUGAAAUGCUUACAGAGAAAUGUGCCAUUUUUAUCGUAAUGAUUGUGUUUAGUCAUUGACAGGAAAGGGCGUUCAUGCCAGUUGUUCUCUGUUACCAAGAUCAACGGUCCCUUUCAACUUCUCUCAUCCUUUAUCAGGAGCAGAUCAAUUAAUUAAUUAAUUAAAUUGUGUGUUAUCAAGAACAUUGACACAGUCCAAGCUGACCUGUGCAUUCUUUAACUCCCAAAUGUUCGGUUGAUGGGUUUUUUUUGUUUUGUUUUGUUUUGUUUUGUUUUUUAGCAAUUAAUAAAGACAGAAAUAGAAA